AGAUUUGCAACUUUCAUUUGAACUGCUUCGGAAUGAAUGUGAGAAUAGUUUGGUGCUGCUGGAUGGUUAUCCUAGGGAGCCUCCUGAUAGAAGCCAAAGGUCCUCUGGUGGAGGACAGUUCGGACGCGUUGGAAGUAGUGUCGGCAUACGUCAGUCGUGAAAUCGAUGAAACAUAUUUUCUUCCAAGAAAAACCGUACCGUUUCAUUAUUUUAUCCAGUUGACAACCAACGUGCAUAAGAACGAUUUGACAUUCCAAGCGACCACGGAGAUCUACUUCGAUGUGCUGGAACCGACUAGUGAAGUGACGAUGAAUAUACAGGAUCUCGAAAUCGAAUCCACAGAAUUAUCGAAAAUAGUUGGUUUGACAGCUCCGCAAGUUAUAGACAAUCCUCAGUUCACGAUCGAUACCCGGAUUGAGCAUGUAGUGUUUUUAUGUAAAACUGAACUGGCCGUAGGACGGUACAUCCUGAAAGUCACCUACUCCGGAACGAUGCGUAACUAUCAGAGCGGUUAUUUGGUUUCAUCGUACCGAGAUGAUACCAAAAAAGUCGUAUACGUCGGAUCAACUCACUUCCAGGCAACGCUGGCACGUCGAGUUUUUCCCUGUUACGAUGAACCGGACAUGAAAGCCACCUUCACUCUCUGGAUUACACAUGACGCAAAUUACGAUGCGGUAUCCAAUAUGGUUAUCGAUUCGGUUCAAUCGGAUAGCAAAGAUCCGUCGUACCAUUUGACCAAGUUCCGUAAAACGCCAAAAAUGUCGACAUAUCUACUGGCGUUUGCAGUUACGAAUUUCAAGAGCCGAAGCAAAGGUAUGCAUCAGGUUUUGGUGCGACCGAACGCCUUCGAGGAUUCGGCAUUGGCACUCGAAGUUGGUGUGGACAUACUGGAAGCUUUAGAUGAACACACGGGACUGCCGUACAGUGAUUCCAUGGGCAAGAUGACACAGAUUGCCAUCCCGGAUCGCGGUACAGGUGCGAUGGAAAAUUGGGGUUUAGUUACCUAUGGAGAGCCGGCACUGCUGUUCAAUCCAUCGGUCAAUAGCUAUCGCAGUCGUAAACAGGUGACUACGGUUAUAGCUCACGAAUUCGCCCACCAGUGGUUCGGCAAUUUGGUGAGCCCGAAAAAGUGGGAAUACAUUUGGCUGAAUGAAGGUUUUGCCACCCUGUAUCAGUAUCUGGCGACCAAAUUGGCGUAUCCGUCGUCGGAAUACUGGGAGCUGUUCAACGUGGAGGUGGUGCAACGGGCGCUGCGGGCGGAUGCUACCGAAAAUGUUCGACCGAUGAAUCAUCCGGCUGCAUCACCGGAUGAAACGUGGCACCUGUUUGAUGUCAUUGCCUAUCAGAAAUCCGGUAGUGUGCUGAACAUGUUCCGCCACGUGCUUGGCGACGAAAACUGGCAGCUUGGAUUGAACAUCUACCUGAAAAGCCACAAACUGGAUAGCGCAACUCCGGAUGAUCUGUAUGCGGCGCUUCAAGAAGCAAUCGAUGAAAAAGGUGUGAUCCCUAAGACUCACACCAUCAACGAACUGAUGAAAUCGUGGACAGACGCCGCCGGAUAUCCUUUGCUGAACGUCCGGCGGUUGUACGGAACCUACGAAGUGAUCAUUUCACAGGAACACUUUUUGGCGGAUAAACGCCUUCCGGAUGAUCACGUAUGGCACAUCCCGUACAAUUUCGUUCACCGUAGUGCACCGAGAGCGGAUGACCAGGGUCAAAUCCAUUGGUUGUCAAGCAAAGCAGCUAAACUUACGAUAAACACAGCCGGCAACCAGUGGAUCAUUUUCAACCGGGAACAAUUCGGUUACUAUCGAGUGAACUACGAUGCACAGAAUUGGCAGCUGAUAAUUCAAGCCUUACUUGAAAAUCCACUGUCGAUCAACCGUGCCAAUCGUGCUCAACUGAUCGAUGAUUCCUUCAAUCUGGCCCGAUCGGAUCGCCUGGACAUGUCGGUGGCCCUCAAACUGCUAACCUACUUACGUUACGAAACAGAUUACCUUCCGUGGGCCGCCGCCAAUAACGUACUCAACUAUUUCUACAUUAAGCUUCGUGGCACUGCUCACUAUCCCAAUUUUGUGAAAUUCGUUGAAGAAAUCACCGCCGAAACGUACAAAACUCUCCGGGUCGACACGAUUGCCAACGAGGAAACGACUCUGCACAAAUAUCUGAAGCAAACUGUCUCCAAUUGGGCUUGCCGAGUCGGUAACCAGGACUGUCUGGACAAGGCUUAUGUCGCUCUGAAAAAGGAAGUCGAUGGUGGAGAGUCCGUUCAUCCGGACGUGGCAUCCGUGAUCUAUUGCCAUGGGCUACGCGACGGAACCUACAAUGAACUAUCCUACCUGAACCCGAAGAGGGAUGGCUCUCGCAAUCAAGCUCAACGUUCGGAUCUGAUUGCCGCACUCGGUUGCUCGAAAGACGAAGCCAGCAUUAAGUCAUUGUUGUUCUUGCUCAAGGUACCGACCGUAACCUACUUGUCUUCCGAGCGUUCACAGUUUGUGGAUGCCAUCCUAGCCGGCAGCCGUGAAGGAAUUGACACCUUGAUUAACUACCUGAUGGCGGAUAAUAACGCGAAAGAGUUACUGGUCAUUCUCGGUGAAGGUAAGUUCAACGAAAUUAUAGUGGGAAUUGGAUCACUCACCAACAAUGCCACGGAACGGCAGAGAUUGGAACAGUUGUUGGAGGCGUUGCAGGAGAUCCUAAAACCCGAAACGGCAACGAAUGCCCGAGCAUCUGCUACGGCGAACGCUGAUUGGUUCGACAGUCUAGAGGGGCUGGUGUCUGUUGAAUUUUUCGAGCAGUAUGAAAAUAAUGUAUAGUUAACAACAUGAAAAUAAUGUACAGUGAUCAGAAAAUAGAUAAAGACUGUCCCAGA
This is a messenger RNA of Malaya genurostris, 2872 nucleotides long. Its product is annotated as aminopeptidase N-like. The record is from RefSeq and is a predicted model, not a curated record. Gene Ontology annotation, biological process: proteolysis; peptide catabolic process. Gene Ontology annotation, cellular component: cytoplasm. The transcript is spliced from 4 exons. NCBI's taxonomy places the organism in Eukaryota, Metazoa, Arthropoda, Insecta, Diptera, Culicidae. Gene Ontology annotation, molecular function: peptide binding; zinc ion binding; metalloaminopeptidase activity. Bases 33 to 2816 code for a protein of 927 amino acids.